GUUGGUUGAGACAGUAAAUAAUUGAUAUAACAACAGAAAAGGGUUGUAGGUUGAGAAUUGAAAGACAUCAACCGAGAGAAAUGGGUGCGAGGCAAAGAGCAGUAACAGCGCUUCCAAACCUCAUACGCUCUCUCCGUAACGAACAACCUCUUAAACUCAAACCUCACAAUCUCAAUUCCUUGCCCUCUCUCCGACGCGCUUUCUCUUUAUACGAUCAGAUCAACCUCAUCGACAAUGUCCCCGAAGACCAACUCCGAUUUCAAGGGUAUAAUGAUACUGGGUUUACUGUUAAUGGAGUUGAAUAUGAAGGAAGCUUGCUCUGUGUUGGUAAUUUGAUCAUGUCUUGGAAACCUAACAAGUUUUCAGAUAUCACUGCUGAUAGCUUGUCACUCUUUCGAAUUGUCCGUCCUAUUCCAGAAAUUCUAAUUGUUGGCUGUGGAAGGAACAUUCAUCCUGUUGAUCCUGAACUUAGACGGUUUGUUCGGUCUACUGGCAUGAAGUUAGAAGCUGUUGACUCGAGAAACGCGGCAUCAACUUACAAUAUACUGAAUGAAGAAGGUCGUAUUGUGGCCGCUGCGCUUCUUCCAUACGGAGUUACUUCAUGAAGCUUGGACUAUAUUCAUAGUAGGCUACCCUUUGUUCCUAAAAUGCUCGCAUUUGUUGGCACUAAGAUCUUGCGUAAUUCCGUCAGAAAUGCUUUGAUUUUCUAUGUAGAAGGUUUUGACAUAUCAAGAGGAAACUGAGUUAAGCACAGGUGACUGUAUUGAUGUUUUCAAAUGUUAUAAUAAAUAUGAUAAUUAUAAUGUAUAGAACUGCUGCUCUCACUAAUCCCAGCAAAGUUGGCUUUUCUAGUUGAUGGCUGUUAGGUUUUAAUGUUAUUUCAUUUCGUUAGAGUUGUGAAGAAAAUUCUAUAUUUCUUCUAUUGUUAUAUUUUUAUCAGGUAUUAUUGCUACCGAACUUUCUCCCUCUCCUCGAGGGGAAUCCUGAUACUGAGUUGAGUUGUUAAACAAUUAAUUAACAAUAUAUUUUUGGAGUUCAUGAAUA
This is a messenger RNA of Cicer arietinum (chickpea), 1044 nucleotides long. RefSeq lists its product as uncharacterized. Gene Ontology annotation, cellular component: mitochondrial inner membrane. The record is from RefSeq and is a predicted model, not a curated record. NCBI's taxonomy places the organism in Eukaryota, Viridiplantae, Streptophyta, Magnoliopsida, Fabales, Fabaceae. Gene Ontology annotation, biological process: mitochondrial respiratory chain complex I assembly.